Messenger RNA from Myxocyprinus asiaticus (Chinese sucker), 4544 nucleotides. Its product is annotated as glypican-5-like. Bases 1 to 1695 code for a protein of 564 amino acids. Gene Ontology annotation, biological process: cell migration; regulation of protein localization to membrane; positive regulation of canonical Wnt signaling pathway. Gene Ontology annotation, cellular component: plasma membrane; cell surface; extracellular region. The transcript has 9 exons. NCBI's taxonomy places the organism in Eukaryota, Metazoa, Chordata, Actinopteri, Cypriniformes, Catostomidae. The record is from RefSeq and is a predicted model, not a curated record.
AUGCCAGCCAGCGCUCCACCAAGCCCAACACUGGAGCUGCACGCUUGUUGCUUUGAGAAAUGCAGCGUACGCCAGCACUUCAAAGCAGAGAGAGCUUCCUGUGAAGAACUUCGAGGGAGCCAGAGGGGUUGCAACAAUGUGGACCUGUCGGUAUGCAAAUACACUGGGCCGUCAUGCUGUACGCGAAAAAUGGAGGAGAGCUACAGAGCAGCGGUCCUGAGAGACACCACCCAAAACAUCAGAUCAUACAGCUUUGAGCUGAAAUAUCUCAUUUCUAAACAUGCCACAGCCUUCCAGGAUAUGUUCCAGUCUCUGCUCUCCUUCUCUCAGAGUCACCUGACCUCUCUGUUCGAGAGCAUGUACACCUCCAUCUCAUCUUCCAUCACCACUCACAUCAUCUGCCUCUUCACUGACCUCUCCCGCUUCCUCCAUGGCACCGGCAAUGUCUCAGUGGAAACAGCUGUCCACUGUUUCUUUGACAAUCUCUUCCCAUUGGUACACACUCAUAUUGUCAAUCCCGGAAUGUCUGGGACUGUCAGCAUGGGCGCCUCUGACAGCAACCAGCUCGGUGACUGUCUACGCAUGACAAGGCAGGACGUUAACCCUUUUGGGACGCACCCCCGGUUGAUGGCUGAGGAGCUGGCGAACGCGUUUCGGGCAGGCCGGUUACUCAGCCUGGCAUUGGCCGUGGGGUCGGAGGUCAUGAACAUUACCGACACGGCAGAAUUGUCUAAGGAGUGUGCGCGCGCUCUGGUGCGUAUGCAUUACUGUUCUCACUGUCGCGGGCUUACCCUGAUCCGGGCGUGCAGCGGAUACUGUCUCAAUGUGAUGCGUGGGUGCCUGGCCAGCCUCUCAGAGCUCCACUCACCUUGGAAACAGUAUGUAGCCAUACUGCAGGAUCUCACACAUAUGGUUGCCGAAGCGCAUAAUCUGGAGCUUGCUUUGUUGAGGAUCAGACAUCACGUUGACGAGGCCAUACUCUAUGCUCAGCUGCACGGGCCCAGGCUCACUGCCACGGUGGAUAAGGUAUGUGGUCACUCUUCAAAUGCGUCAUCCACCACAGUCAGGACGUUUCCAUUUACUGCAGUCACACUUCCACCUACUAACAGCUCACAGGAUGUUCCAGGAGCCGAAAAGAUUGGAAUGUUGGCACAUCUUCACAGGGAGUUUAUGGGGUACAUCUCGCGAUAUAAGUCCUUCUUCUCCAUUCUUCCGGAGACGCUGUGUGAUGGAGAGAUAGGCGUAGACGAGCUCACAUGUUGGAGCGGAGACGAUGUUGUGAAAAGUUAUGAAGGAAGAGUGGUGGGAAAUGGAGUCCGUGCUCAAAGGCAGAAUCCAGAAGUGAGGGUCAGAGGUGCUGAACCUGUGCUUAUGGAGGUCAAAGACAGACUUGAGCAGUUCAACCAGGAGAUCCAAGAGGUCAUGCCAGGUGUGGGGUACAUUGAAUUCUGGGACGAUGAUACAGGCAGUGGGGCAGAAACCAGUGGCGACUGUGAUGAUGAGGAUGGUUGUGAAGGCUCUGGAGAAUCUGUGUCCACACCCGCUCUGAAAGAAUAUGAUAUAUCCAAAAAAAUGAUGGAGGUUCCUUUCCACAAGCCACCCAUCAUCCGGAGCAAACCUUCAUCUGGUGCUUCUCGUUCCAUGGCCAGCAUCAUCAUCAUCCUCACACUGGGGCUACAGUUGUUCUUCAUCUGAAAGGCCACAUACACACAGACACACACACACACACACACACACACACAGACACCGAUUACAUACACACAUGGCUAAAUCUCACGAAGAAAUGUGUGUAACAUAUUUCACCCCAAAAUCAAAAGAAAUUGUAUAAUGUUUUGUAUAAAGAAAAUGAACUCUAUUUUUAGACUGUUCAGAUGUAUUUAUUUUUAUUUAUUUUUUGUGCAUGUUAACAUUAUUUUUUAUUAUUUUCACAAAUUAAACUUGCCUUAACUACUGUAAUGCAGAGAGAAAAAAAUCAUUAUAUAACAGAUUUUUCACAUUAAGGCAGCUCACUGAGAUACAAUGUGCUGCAUCACCAUGGAAUUAAUGUCACAAUGCUAAAAACAAUGUCUUAAUGGUAUUACAAUAGCUCUUAUUUUCUUUGUGCAACAUAUAUAUAUAUAUAUAUAUAUAUAUAUAUAUAUAUAUAUAUAUAUUAUACCAUUUUUUUUGUUUGUUUUUUUGAUUUUGGGCUUGAAAUAUGAUUCAGAUAUAUUCUUCACAGUUUUUGUGAGAAUCACUUACACAGUGCCCCAGAAUUCACAUUUUAAGGUUGUUUCUUAUGUUCCCAGGCUUCUGUGACAGCCCCAUUUUUUGUGGAAGACUCCAGCAUAGAAACUCACAGUGUUCCCUGGGGUAUAAAUGUUAGCACUCUCUGCACAUUCAUAUUAUCAGAACAAAAUUGUUAUCACCACCGUCUUCGACUGAGGUAUGCAUGACGAAAUAACUGCAUCUGUGGAAACAUCGCUCAUGAGCAGUCAACAGAAAAGAAAAUAAAUAGAUACUGUCUGCACAAUCAGAAAGGGAUAUUACCAUCACUCACUCACACACACACAAACACACACAUACAGCAUUGUUUAUUGAAUGAAAUAGAACUAUAAAUUAUAUGCACAUUGUAGUAUGUAUAUAGUUUGGACUGCCGCUGAAUUUAUAGUCAACGAAUGUUUAAAUGAAGUAUCACACAACCUUUUUUUUAUCAGGUCUUACCAAAAUUCAUCCCAUUUGUACACUCACAGACAUGCAAUUAUGACUCAAAUCUUACGAAGUAUUGAACCAUCCAUUUAAUGGAAUAGUUCAUCCAAAAAUGAAAAUUCUCUCAUCUUUUACUCACCUCCAUGUUGUUCCAAACCUGUAUGACAUUCUUUCCUCAGUGGAACACAACAGGAGAUUUUAGGCAGAAUGUUAGCAGCAGUCACCAUUCAGUGCAUCUUUUUUUCCAUACGAUGAAAAUCAGUGGUGACUGAGGCUAACAUUCUGCCUAACAUCUCCUUUUUGGGUGAACUAGCCCUUUAAUACUUUAAAAGUAUUUGUUUAUACUCUGUUUACCACCCAAGAGCAAGAAAACUCACACAUUUAACUUAAGCAUUUAUUUAACAUAGUUUACCAUGUAGAGUACAUACUGUCAGUUUGAAUUUGAGCGAAUGACAUUUGAAAUUGCACUAAACUUACUUUAUUCAAGUAAAAUGAGCACCCCAAACAACACCCCCCCAAAAAAGUGUGGUACAGAUUUUACAUGAAUGUUCUGUAAUAUUUAAUGAAGAAAAAAAAAAGAAAAAAAAAGGGUUUAAAAGACCCACAGAUAUGCAGAAUGCCUUUCUUUUAUAUAAAAAUGAACUUAAAGCAAAGCAAUGCAAGAGGUUUAGAGAUACCAAAUAUUUUCUGUAAUAGCUUCUUUAGCAGUCUGUUUGUAGCAUCACAAGACACAUUUCUGUUGCGUAUUGUAUGUUAACAUUUAAGAGUCAGUAUUAAAACAUUGCUACAGUUCUUAUACAGAAGCAAAGAACAUCUAAUGAGUCUAUAAACAUUUUUGUUUUUAUUUUAAGCUGUUUUCUAUGUUUUUUGUUGUUGUUCCUGAUUGCACAUAAUUUCCUAUAUUUGAUUUAUUUCUGUCAUAUCUGUCUGAAAUAGGUUCUACAGUGUUUUUAUAUUAAUGAUAACACAUCUUCAUACAUUCUUAAACAUUUGCAAUUCAACCAUUCAGCCUCAUAAAGAUGCGAAUUUAGAAGGGGGAAGAAAUAAAAAAGAAUUCAAUUUUAGUGAAUUUAAAAGUAAUUCCCUAAUAUACAGUAGGGAAAGGAAUUCAAAACAAAUGUUGGGGGAGUAAUUUUAAAGUACUAAACAGUUAAAUAUAUUACAUUUGUUAAAGAAAUAUAACAGUUUUCAAACAACAUUUUAGUAACCACAAAAGUUAGACCACAGUAAUGUAUGCGCUCGCUAACAAAAGUUGCCUUCACCGGAAGAUGUACCCAUAGCAACACUAUGCUGCUCGCUUUGUUAAAAUCAAUAUCGGAGGCAAAACAUAAAUCCUGUAAUUAUUUGUCACUUUAUGAUAGUUUUACAUAUCUGAAGUACUGUAUAUCACACAAAAAACUUCUGUUCUGUUCUCUUCUAUUUAAAAAGCUUGUUUAACUGACAAAGUUCAACAAGUUGUGCCUCAAAAAGUACUUAAAAAAUUGAUACCCCCAAAAGACAUUGUAUACUGUAAUUCGCACACUGGACAAACACCCCACAAUUAUGGAAACGUAAAUAAUUUUUUUGUUUAUUUUUAUUUUUAUUUUUUUAUUUGUAUUUUUUUUGAUGCAUUACAACUCGUUUCUUUUGAUGGUUGUAAAAUGAACUGGGAUUACUUUUUGUUUGCUGUGUUUUGUUUGUUUGAUCGUUGUUUUGUUGAUACAGUUGAACACUUACAAGCUCAGUUCAUGAAGCUACUGAAGUCUUGUCAGAUAUACACAGUGCAUAUAAGAAUUUGUAAACUUUUCAUGAUGGAAUUAAAAUUAUAAAUCUCCACUGUUGGUUAAACUUAAAAAAUAAAAAAUAUCCAACUUUGG